AUGAAGGUGGAGAAGCGGCACGGCGGCUUUACUGUGCUGUGCAUUAUGUGCGCCGGGGUCAUGGCGUGCUUGCCGUCCGGAGCGGCGGCGGAUUCGACGAAACCUGUCUCGCAGUGGCAUCCGAGUUCCGGGCGGCACGACGGCGUCAGCAGCAAGGGCUCUUCACUUGGCACCAUCCCGGCGCACCACCACGCCGGCCUCCCACCGCUCUCCGCUCCACAGCCCACCGCCGGGGCCGACUUGCCGCCGAGCCGCGCCCCCGAGCAGGCCGCCCCGCACUUCGGCUUCGUGGCGCCCACGGUGGGGCCGAGCGGCGGCGAGGGGUACCCGUUCAUCGGCAGCAACCCGACGGUGCCGCUGCCCACUGGCAUGACGGACACCGCCACCAUGCUCCCGCUCCCCGACACAGGGGACGGCACCGGCAGCAAGGUGGUGGGGUUCGCAGCGUCCGUUCGUGUUCAGAUCGCCAUGAUUGGGAUUGUGGUUUUCUUCGCCAUCUUCUUCUUGUGGACGAGCUAAUUGUUGUUAUUCCUUACCUAAACUACUGUGAGCUGGUGACAUAAUUCGAGAGCGUCAUAUUAGCUUUCACCUUCCUGUAAAUUCGAGAGCGUCAUAUUUCACUUUGCCUUUGUUAAUUCCUAGUAUCCCCUGCUAAAAUUUUAUUCAAAUCGUCGCGAAUUUCACUUCUGACGAUGCUACAAAACCACCAAAGGGUUAAAAAAUAAUACGAGGAGCAACCGUCAUCCAAGGAAAUAAACGGAUGGGAUUAAUCACCUGAUAGCUUUAACACCAAAGGCAAACACAGAUCCCGUCGCAAUAACAACUUGGACACGUUUAUGUUAAUAACAUAGAAUCACAAAUGCCGAGUCGUUUACUAAUAAGUUAGCAUAACUUCGUUUAACACUUGACAAGAACGUGAUGCUUAUGCCAUUCGUCAGGGAUAACAGCAAAGAAAAUGGCAACAUAUAUCGUUUCGCACCACUAAAACUCAAUUAUACUGCCUUUGGAUGCCAAACUUCCUUACAGGAUU
Phragmites australis (common reed) is the source of this 1030-nucleotide messenger RNA. RefSeq lists its product as uncharacterized. The record is from RefSeq and is a predicted model, not a curated record. The transcript has 3 exons. Bases 1 to 519 code for a protein of 172 amino acids. NCBI's taxonomy places the organism in Eukaryota, Viridiplantae, Streptophyta, Magnoliopsida, Poales, Poaceae.